AUGAAGUGGAUAUAUUAUAUAUACAGUUUACUUAUGAAUUAUUUGUUACCUAUUCACAGUAUUAUCUAUCAUGAAGGAAUCAUGGAGAAGAAUGUAGAUAUGACAGUUCAUAAUGAAGGAGUUCAAAGUUAUGUCGAUGAUUCUAAUAUGAAUCCUAAUGCAGAUGAACCUAAUUUAUCCACAUCAUUUAUUGUACCUAUUAUGACAGAUGAACAAAGAUUAUUAUCAAAAAUAUUAAAUGGAUAUGAUACAGCAUCUAGACCAAUAUUUAAUGCAUCUAAAAGUGUACAAGUUGGAUUUCAAUUUACAUUAAUACAAAUUAGUCAAUUAGAUGAAGUAAAUCAGGUACUUACUUUAAACGUUUGGAUUGAACAGGAAUGGAUUGAUGAAAGACUUACAUGGAAUCCACAAGAUUAUAAUAAUCUUUCAAGAAUAAGAAUUCCUUGUCAAAAAUUAUGGUUACCAGAUAUUGUAUUAUAUAAUAGUGCAGAUGAUUAUAAAACAGAUUAUAUGCAAAGUAAAGCAAUGGUACAAUAUAAUGGUAAUGUAUUUUGGCCACCACCAGCUAAAUUACGGUCAACUUGUAAAAUUGAUAUAACUUAUUUUCCAUUUGAUGAUCAAUCAUGUACUAUGAAAUUUGGUUCAUGGACAUAUGAUGGUUGGCAAGUGAAUGUAAUUAAAAGACAUGAUGAAGUAGAUACAUCGAAUUAUGUUGAAAAUGGUGAAUGGGAUCUACUUAAAGUUGUAGUAGAAAGACAUGAGAUAUUUUAUCCAUGCUGUAAUGAACCAUAUCCUGAUUUACGUUUUACAAUUUAUAUGCGACGACGUACACUUUAUUAUUUAUUCAAUAUAAUUUUUCCAUGUUUAUGGUUAACUGUAUUAAGUUUAGUAAGUUUUUGGUUACCACCUGAUUCUGGUGAAAAAAUUACCCUUGGUAUAACUGUACUAUUAGCAUUCAGUGUAUUUAUGUUAUUAAUUGCAGAGAAUAUGCCAGCUACAAGUGAAUUUGUACCAUUAAUUGGUGUUUACCUUACAGUUACCAUGACAAUGACGUCCUUAUCAAUUAUAUUAACUGUAUUAGUUUUACAUCUACAUCAUACUGGAUCUAAUCGACAAGCAAUACCAAAAUUUAUAAGAAAAAUAUUUUUUGAUUUUAUUGCCAAAUUUUUAUGUUUAAAUAUUGUAAAUAGAUAUGAAAUAAAGCGUAAUCAAUUAUUGAAUAUAAUUAAACAAUCCAAAUUGAUAUUAGAUCAAAUUCAAAAUGAUCAGGAUCAUAUAAAUGAUCCUAAUGAUUUAAACUUCAAUAGUUGUCAUAGCAACAAUGAUCAAAAUUUUCCUCAUUUUUAUCAUAAUCUACCAUCAGAUAAUUUAACUUCAAGUAAACGAAUAGAAGAACAAAUAUCAUCCAUGAAAUAUACAAAAAACACCAAUGAGCAACAUUCAUUCAUGAAUGAACAAUAUGAAUCUAUGAAUAAUAGAUUAAGCUCAAUAAUUGAACCUAAAACUACCCAUAUUGUUCAACUAAUCAAUAAAGAUGAUCAACAAUCAACUUCAAAAAUGAAUUCAGAUCAUAAAUUAAUUACUAAAUAUAAACAAUAUGAAAUGUCUUAUGAUCAUAGAUCAUAUUAUACAACAACAAGAUCUACAGAUGAUUUAAUAGAUGAUAUAAAUUUUUUAAAUAAAAAUUAUACUACUCAUAGUAGUAUAAAAUAUUUAACUAAAUUUAAUAAAAAUGAAUUAAAAUUUUUAGAAAAAAAAUUACUAGAAAUUUUAAAAAAUACUGAAAAACAACAAAAAAUUUUAAAAAUUUAUUUAUUAAAUUUAUAUAAAAAACAAUAUAAUGAACAAACUAUUAUAGAUAUAAUAAAUGAAUGGCGUAUAUUAGCUAUAAUUGUAGAUCGUAUGCUAUUUUGGUUAUUUUUAUUUAUUGCUAUCAUAGCAACUAUUGUAAUUUUAUUAAUUAUGCCUUUAUUUAAACCAACUUUUGCAUAAAGAAAAACGAAUAAAAU
Messenger RNA from Schistosoma rodhaini, 2009 nucleotides. The record is from the annotation of a GenBank genome assembly. Lineage: Eukaryota; Metazoa; Platyhelminthes; Trematoda; Strigeidida; Schistosomatidae.